This is a messenger RNA of Paralichthys olivaceus (Japanese flounder), 575 nucleotides long. Lineage: Eukaryota; Metazoa; Chordata; Actinopteri; Pleuronectiformes; Paralichthyidae. The record is from RefSeq and is a predicted model, not a curated record.
GUCUCCACCCCCUUCACCUGGCAGUGAGGAGGGACGGCGAGCGCUGCCUCCGCCUGCUGGUGGAGGGCGGAGCCAAGAUCAACGCCUCCGAGCAGAAAAGUGGAAACAGCGCCCUCCACCUGGCCGUCAGAGAAAACCUGUUCAAGGUGGCGUGCACGCUCAUCACAGAGCUGAAGGCCGACGUUAACGCCUGCACCUUUGGAGGAAACACGCCUCUCCACCUGGCGGCCGGUCUGGGCUCGCCGACGCUCUGCUCCAUGCUCAUCGCAGCAGGUGCUGAUAAGAACAUGGAGAACGACGAGCCGCUCUUUUUCAACUACUCGUCAGAAGAAGAAGACAAAGACGAGGAUGGACCAAUCACAGAACAGGAGGCCGUCGCCUCUCAGCCAAUCAACCCUCGCAAGAGACCAGCAGGACACACCCCCCUGGACCUAGCUAAAUGUCAAAGGGUAACGAGUGUAGUUUUUCUGUGUUUGCCGGGUCUCGUGGCGCUGAUGGCGUCCGCAGGGACGCCGCCGAUGUCCCUGAGACAUGGCGUCAGGCUGGUGCCUCAGCUCAGCUCCACGGUGGAGCAG